Eucalyptus grandis is the source of this 1005-nucleotide messenger RNA. RefSeq lists its product as uncharacterized. The coding region runs from base 1 to 1005 and encodes 334 amino acids. The record is from RefSeq and is a predicted model, not a curated record. The transcript has a single exon. NCBI's taxonomy places the organism in Eukaryota, Viridiplantae, Streptophyta, Magnoliopsida, Myrtales, Myrtaceae.
AUGGAAGUCGGGCAGUAUGUAGAUGCUGUCAAGAGAUCAUGUGCUUCAAUGGGGUGCAUGGUAAUUUUAGAUAGUUGGGUUGAUGUUCACGGUAGAUCCUUCUUGAACAUCAUUUUUCACUCUCUAAAGGGUGCAAUCCUAGUGAAUACCAUUGAACUUCCGAAGGAUGAGUUGACAGAAAGGUCUGUUGUGGAUCAAUUGCAAUCUACAAUGGAUGAAAUAGGACUUCACAAAGUUGUACAGUUCAUCAGUAAUGAUCUGCGUAACCAUGAGCCCCUCCAGAAGACGCUUUUCCAAAGGCAUCCAGGUACCUACAUGACAUUUUGUGCUGCUCAAGGCAUUCAGUUGCUUUUCGCAUAUAUCUUUCAACAGGUCAAAUGGUUUGGAAGGACGAUGUGCGAUGUUAAAUUGGCGAAUGAUUAUCUGCACGAGUAUGCCGAAUCUUUGUCCCUGUCCGUGAAAUUUGGAGGCAAAAGGGAAUUGGGAGAUGUUCUUCCUAAUGGUUUAGCCGCAAACUUUAGAAUGGUUCAGUGUAUUCACAAUGCAAAAUCAGAGAUACAACGUUUGGUUGCAUCUACUGAAUGGAGAGAGUCAGGACAUCUUGAGGAAGAAACAGCGAGCAAAGUCGUGUUUAUUGUUGAAAGCCCCCAAUUUUGGAGCCAAUGCCAGGAGGUGUUGCAAGUUUUGGAACCACUAUUUGGAGUUUAUUGUUUGUCUCAUAAUACUAAUUCAGCAACUCCAUACUUGUAUGAAUUGAUGGAGAGAGUGAGAGAAUCUCUAGAGGGUCUUUCUGACAGUGAUGAUGGCAAAUAUGAGUGCAUACGGAAGCUUUACUAUGGCAUGCGUGCUAAACUAAUCCAUCCAGUGCAUGUGGCUGCAGCUUCUCUAAAUUCGUCCUACUUUUUAAGUGACAAUUUUCAGGAGAAUGAACAAAUAAAAGACGGAAUUGAUUAUGUGCUACAAAAUAUGGUUGCUGACGAAGAUCAGGAAGCUUUCAUGGAGUAG